GCGGCGAGAGCAUGGAGCCGCGGGCCGGCUGCCGGUUGCCGGUGCGGGUGGAACAGGUCGUCAACGGCGCGCUGGUGGUCACCGUGAGCUGUGGCGAGCGCAGCUUCGCCGGGAUCCUGCUGGAUUGCACGAAAAAGUCUGGCCUCUUUGGCCUGUCUCCAUCUACUCUGCUGCCUCUGGCUGACAACCCCUCUGUCAUCAGCUGUCAUGGCCAGGGGCCUGAGGAGGGAACUGGAGAAGUGACACAGCCGGGAACAGGACCUCUGCCUCCUCAGCACAAAGACCAAUUCCCUGAGAAGGAUCAGCCUCCCAAGACAGCUGGGCCUGAGCUGCCCCCACCUCUCAUACCACCUCUGCCUGCUGGGAACCUGCCUCCCUUUCCACCCUACUUUGAGGGGGCCCCCUUCCCCCACCCACUAUGGCUGAGAAACACCUACCAGCAGUGGGUGCCACAGCCCCCACCCAGGACCAUCAAGCGGACCCGGCGGCGACUGUCCCGCAACCGGGAUCCUGGCAGACUCAUUCUUAGCACAAUCCGCCUGCGGCCACGCCAAGUGCUGUGUGAGAAAUGCAAGAGUACUGUGAGUCCCCAGGAGACCAGUCCUGGUCCCCUGACCACCUCCAGACCACGCAGGAGGCUAGGCAGUGGCCCUGACAGUGAGCACCGGAAGCCAGAGGAACCGGAGGACAGUGACUCCAUAGCUGCCGCCCCGAGGAAGAGCAAGAGAGAGAAGAGGGAAGAGGAUAGGGUUCCUGGAGAGCGUGUUCCACGGAGCCCAGUCAUCAAGAUCUCCUACAGCACACCACAGGGCAAGGGUGAGGUGGUUAAGAUCCCAUCCAGAGUGCAUGGCUCUGUGGAGCCCUUCUGCCCGCAACAGUCCCUACAGAACGGCAGCCAGGACUUAGAGGUCAUGAGGGAUGUGGAGCCCAGGGGUGGUGGUGAUCGACCACCCAGUGGGCAUUCCAUUCCCAAGCUGAAGCUGACUCGUCCGGUGCCUCCCAUCUCAGACCUGCCGCCUCCCAAAAUCCGCUUGAAGCCCCACCGGCUGAGGGAUGGGGAGCAUGAGCCUCUAUACAGGGCUGAGCUGGUAGAGGAGCUGAACGGAUGCCCACGAGGACCCCUGAGCAGCUCUUCUGCUCUCUUUGCUGAUGGCUCUAACCAUGGGCUGGAGGACUUGUCUUCUGGAAGUUCUGGUGAGGACGAUGACCUCAAGAGGUUUCCUCAAAGUAAACACGGACGCAAUAGCUUGACUUUUCUCGUCGACUGCCCUGGGAGGAGAGCAGAUUGUACCAGUGAAUCUGUGUGCAGCACCGACAGCCUGGAUGAAUUGAAAUCAUCUGGUUCAGAAGUGACAUCUCCAGACACAGGAGACCUGUCAUCUGGUGACAGUGCCUCUGUUCCUUCCUCUUCUGCUGACACUCGCCAGACAGUCCCUCCCCUCACGGUCAGGCUGCACACGCAGAGCGUCUCACAGUGUGUGACUGAAGAUGGCAGGACGGUGGCUGUAGGGGACAUUGUGUGGGGUAAGAUUCAUGGUUUUCCUUGGUGGCCAGCGCGUGUCCUUGACAUCAGCCUUGGCCAGAAGGAGGAUGGAGAGCCCUCUUGGCAAGAAGCGAAAGUCUCAUGGUUUGGGUCUCCAACUACAUCAUUCUUGUCUAUUUCAAAACUGUCCCCUUUCUCUGAAUUUUUCAAACUGAGAUUUAACCGUAAGAAGAAGGGGAUGUAUCGGAAAGCUAUAACUGAGGCUGCCAAUGCCACACAACAUGUGGCCCCAGAAAUAAGGGAGCUCUUGACCCAGUUUGAAAUGUAACUUUGGUUCCGGGAGCAGGUCACCGACAGUGAGGUUGGAGCUGCUCUCCUGGAACUUCCGUCCAAGGGGCCCAUGUGCCUCUGGCUGGCUGUGUGCAGAAACAUGCUGGGCAGAGCAGUCGGCCUGACUCGGGGUCCCCAGAGGAGCCCAGCUCAGGGCACCUGGAUCCUCUCGGCUGAAUGUAUCUGUUCUUAUGACUCAGGCUUCAGCAUUCCUCGCUGGGAAGUGUCCUGGAGCUUAGUGACAUGUUUGCUGCUUUGUGUGUUAGCAGCUGCAAGGCUUGGGCGUCCUCAAACAGAAGCAGGGCCUUCUGCCCAGCCUGUGAGACUUCUGAGUGGGUGCUGGGCGUAGCUACAGGGCACUCUUCUGGGCCUGGCCUCGGCUAUUCAGCUAGAGCCAUUCUGCAGGCUUGAGGAAACCAAAUUGCAUUGCACGUACGGGUUCUCCUCCAGUCCUUGGGUGUCGGGGAUCUGUGCACUUGAGCCAGGAGCCAGCCUAGUUGCAUCUCCUCCACAUUCCACUCAAAGCAUGGGUCCCUGGGCUCGCAGCCCUGGCCUGCAAGGCUGCCUAGAUCUGAGAUGCUGCUACGUCAUCUACUGUGAGGGGGAGGGAGGGGGGAGGGCAGAACUGAAAACAGGCCUCAGGUUAGGACAUACCAGCUCUGC
Molecule: messenger RNA, 2476 nt
Organism: Arvicola amphibius (Eurasian water vole)
Lineage: Eukaryota; Metazoa; Chordata; Mammalia; Rodentia; Cricetidae
Gene: Pwwp2b
Product: PWWP domain containing 2B
Exons: 3
Coding region: 12-1811 (599 amino acids)
Cellular component (GO): nucleus; nucleoplasm
Source: RefSeq, a predicted model, not a curated record